Cornus florida is the source of this 351-nucleotide messenger RNA. Its product is annotated as protein S40-1-like. The record is from RefSeq and is a predicted model, not a curated record. NCBI's taxonomy places the organism in Eukaryota, Viridiplantae, Streptophyta, Magnoliopsida, Cornales, Cornaceae. The coding region runs from base 1 to 351 and encodes 116 amino acids. The transcript has a single exon.
AUGGAAAAAGAACUCCAAGAAUCCGAGGUGAUUUUCCCGGAAAAUGCAGAAACCAAUAGCAACUUCUCAGUUCACUAUUCGAAUUCACGUGAACUGAGUAAGAACAAGCCGAAUAGAAAGAAGAAGAAGAAGAAAAUGAAUUCAGUUCGGGUGAAUAUCCCCCAGACUUUUUGUGGAAAUUCGUGGUUUCGGUGCGUGGAAUCGGGCAUCUUCCACGACCAGUUAAUUCCACCUCACCUGAUCCUCGGCCGGAGAAUCGGCGCAGAAAUGGCUUUCUCAGUUUACAAGGGAAAUGGGAGGACUCAGAAAGGAAGGGGCUUGAGCGAAAUGAGGAAUUCAAUUAUGAGAUGA